Molecule: messenger RNA, 969 nt
Organism: Sinocyclocheilus grahami
Lineage: Eukaryota; Metazoa; Chordata; Actinopteri; Cypriniformes; Cyprinidae
Product: small subunit processome component 20 homolog
Exons: 9
Coding region: 1-969 (322 amino acids)
Cellular component (GO): nucleolus; small-subunit processome; 90S preribosome
Source: RefSeq, a predicted model, not a curated record
AUGAACUGUCUUUACAGUAAACUUCUGGAGCACAAAAAGGAACACAUCCGCAACUUUGCUGCUGAGAGCUUCUCUUUUUUGAUGAGAAAGGUGUCCGAUUAUGAUGCUCUCUUCACACUCAUGUUCUCCGACCUGUCUGAGAGCCCUCAGAAGGCCAGAGGAGCAGGUCAGCUGAUCUUUGAGAUGUGUCGAGGAGUCUGUAACAUGUUCCACUCCUGUGCCACUAAGGCUCUUGCAGUGGUGUUGCAGAAACUUGGCCCUGCAGCCGGUCAGGACGUUGAUUUGCCUUGGGAUUCAGUAAAAGAAGCUCUGGAUCACAUGGCUGAGUCUUCAGCCAACUAUGUUGACAAAGAGCACCUGCUGGUCUUGUGGGACUCCUUACAAGUCUCUCUGAAAGAAGUUCUUGGCAAGUUAGACACAAGCAAUGCUGUUCAAGCUAAUGAGCACCUGGAGAGGAUUCUGUACAUCUGCCACACACUUGUAGAGCAUCGCAAAGGAGCAAAGAUAACAAAACCCCAGUCUGUUUGUGAGACACUUCUUCAGCUAGUUCAGGCACCAGGACUGUCCUACUCCUGCCACAGGCUGCUUUUACAAGUAGUCUCUGCGCUAUUGAUGGGGGAGAAUCUGUCAUUACCUGCCAGCAGCAUCCAUGAACUAGUGAAAAAGAUCUUUGGUUUGCUGUUUGCUGCUCGUAACCCAGAGGAGCUCUUGGCCUUAUGGAGCUCUCAGGAGAACAUGAGUAAAACCACGCAGCCUGUGGCCCCUGCUUUUCUCAUAGACAACCUGUCUCAGAGGAUGAGAGAGCUGGUCCUAUCCUUUUGUUACCAACUGCAGUCCAAGUUCUUGGAUAUUUCUGCUGGAGAGCAGGUGCUGAAGAACUUACUUUAUGUGGCCAAAGUGAUCUACCUCAUCUCACCAGAGUCUGAUCCCACAAAUCCAGCUGAAGAACAGGAGGAUGAGGAGAAAUAA